Parnassius mnemosyne (clouded apollo) is the source of this 708-nucleotide messenger RNA. Lineage: Eukaryota; Metazoa; Arthropoda; Insecta; Lepidoptera; Papilionidae. The record is from the annotation of a GenBank genome assembly.
AUGGCGGAAAAUAGUGAAAAUACUACUGGAAUUAAACGUAAACAACCCAAGAUGAAAAAAGAAACUGUGAUAAAAUUAAAGAAAGCUCAAGGAAAAGAACAUAUUAACCACAGAAAUAACCUAAUCAAGAAAAGAGUGGUUGGACCUGAUUGCAGGUGCAAAGUUUUGAAAUGUUAUACCAAAAUAAGUUCUCAAGAUAGAGAAAAUAUAAUACUUCAUUUCAAUAAGUUGGGCAACAAAAAUGAUCAAGAUGCUUACUUGAUGAGUCUGAUUUCAUCAUCAUAUCCCAAGAGGCAUACUACUGAAGCUCCACAAAAGUAUCGAAUGGCUUCUUAUUCAUUUAAAAUACGCGUUGGUGUAAAUGAAAUACCAGUAUGCCUGACGGCUUUUUGCAACAUUCAUGGGGUGACAAAAGGUCGCGUCCGAAGGCUUCAACAUCUGAUUUCAAUUAACAUUUUAACACCUAAGGAUAUGCGUGGAUCACACAAAAGUAACAGGUAUAAGAAAACACCUGAAGAAGUUCUAAACCUAGUCCGCAAUCACAUUGAGUCAUUUAAAACCAUGCAAUCACAUUAUUCCCUGAGACAAGACCCUAACUGCCGAUAUUUGCCUGAAAAUUUAACUGUUUUAAAAAUGUUUAAUAUGUUUCUGAAUAGCUAUCAAAUAAGAGUUACUUAUAUGGUGUAUUGGUUAGUUUUUAAAAAUUAA